Molecule: messenger RNA, 330 nt
Organism: Scutellospora calospora
Lineage: Eukaryota; Fungi; Glomeromycota; Glomeromycetes; Diversisporales; Gigasporaceae
Source: the annotation of a GenBank genome assembly
AUGUUAAGCUUUAUAGCUAAUGAAGUUGCUAUAGAUUUAAUUAUAGGACUAAAUCUUUCAAAUUCUCAAGAAGCUCUUCAAGUUACUUCUAAUAAUAAUACAAAAUUUACUAGUGCAAAUGCAACUUCUGUAUUUGCAGUUAAAAGAAAAAGCAAAAGAAUAUCAGUGGUUAGAUUAUAUUUUAUUAAAAAAAUAGAUGAUGAUGAAAUAGUUAUUUGUAUUAUUUAUAAAAAUCUAUUUAGCAAGAAAACAACUAUAGAAACUUUAUAUAAACACCUUGAUGCACAGCAUCCAAGUUGGAAUUUAAAUAAAAAAUACAAAAUUAUUUAA